Messenger RNA from Ziziphus jujuba (common jujube), 2163 nucleotides. Its product is annotated as polyadenylate-binding protein 6. NCBI's taxonomy places the organism in Eukaryota, Viridiplantae, Streptophyta, Magnoliopsida, Rosales, Rhamnaceae. Bases 101 to 1660 code for a protein of 519 amino acids. The record is from RefSeq and is a predicted model, not a curated record. Gene Ontology annotation, cellular component: ribonucleoprotein complex; nucleus; cytosol. The transcript is spliced from 8 exons. Gene Ontology annotation, molecular function: poly(U) RNA binding; mRNA 3'-UTR binding; poly(A) binding.
UACAACAAACGCUCUCUCUCUCUCUCUCUCUCUCUCUUCCCCCACAACGUUUCGUUUUCUCUGUGAAGUGAAAGCUCUGAGUGGAUUUGAAAGAAGAAAAAUGGCGGCAGAGGUGGGUAUCCAACCAACACCAAAGAAGCAAGCACCGCCGGCGGACAAUCGUCAAAGAAAAUCGUCACUGUACGUGGGAGACCUGGACCCACAAGUGACGGAAGCAGACCUCAUGGAUACGUUUCGUUACAUUGGUCCCAUUGCCUCCGUCCAUCUCUGCCGUGACUCUCUCUCCGGCAACUCCCUUCGCCAUGCCUACGUCAACUUCUUCUCUUUCUCUCAUGCAUCUAAGGCUCUAGCUCUCCUGAAUCAUACGGAACUGAAGGGAAAACCCAUGAGAAUAAUGUGGUCGCAAAGAGACCCAUUGACAAGAAAUACGGGAAUUGGAAUUCUGUUCGUGAAGAACCUUGACCCUUCAAUCACCAGUGGCCAAUUGCGCUACAUGUUCUGCAACUAUGGGACCGUAUUGUCUUGCAAGGUAGCCGAAGAAAAUGGCAACAGCAAGGGUUUUGGUUUUGUCCAGUUUAAGUCAGAGGAAUCUGCUUUGGCUGCUCGUAAUGCUCUACAUGAUACGCUGGUUAUGGGGAAGAAGAUUUAUGUGUCAAAAUUUGUAAGGAAGAGCAAGAGAAUAGUAGCUCAUGAAGAACCAAGCUUUACAAACCUGUAUGUGAAAAAUCUACCUGAAGAUGUGAGUGAGGAUUUCCUUCGAGACAAGUUCUCUAGGUUUGGAAAGAUUUCUAGCAUUGUCAUCAUGAAAAAUGACCAGGGAAAAUCAAGAGGUUUCGGGUUUGUAAGCUUUGACUCACCAGGAGCGGCUAUGAAGGCUAUUGAGGUCUUGAAUGGUUCACUGCAAGGACCAAGCCGUUUAUUUGUAGCAAGGGCUCAUAAGAAAGCUGGGAGGGUAGAGCUUUUAAAGCACCAGCAGAAGGAGAUUUUCAACUGCCACAUUGAGAAGCUGAAGGCUUCAAACAUGUAUGUGAACAACUUAGACAUUUCUGUUGAUGAAAGCAAACUGAUAGAACAUUUCAGUGUCUGUGGGAAAAUAAUCUCAGUUAGAGUGAUGCAACAUGCCAGUGGGAUCAGUAGGAGAUUUGGUUUUGUUUGCUUCUCCACUCAUGAGGAAGCAGCUAAGGCCUUGCAUACAUUUAAUGGAUCUGUUUUAGAAGGAAGGUCUCUACAUGUGGCCUUUGCUCAGAGCAAAGUAGAUCGCAACAGGGAACUAAGAAAUUACAGUCAACUAUCCCACAGAGAUUUGCAUCCUACUGCUUUCCAUCCAACCCAUCCUGUCCACUUCAACCUCACUCCUUACUCUUCUUCCUACUUUCUUCCAGACUCGCCAUUGAUGUAUCAAUGUUUUGGUACAAAUAUUGGCAUGCUGUAUCCAUAUUUUCAGAAUUAUCAGAAUCACCUCUCCACAAAUGAUUUAAUGAGACAAACACGGCAGGGUAAUACUUGGAAUCACAGUUUCCAACGGAAUUGCAUCAAGAAGAAUGGUUUUACUCCAUAUAUGAAGUGCAAUUAUGGUGGUUGUAGAAUUAGCAUUGCCAAAAGUGAAAAUAAGCAGGGUGAACUUAAAGAACUGUCAGGAGCAGUACUUGCUCCUACUUAAAGCAGGAAUUUUCUAAGCCCCCAUUCUGAUGAUCUUGAUUCUUCCUUGGUAUAUGGCGAAGAUGAGAAGAACUCUGUCAAGUCUACAUUACUCACGUAAUUCGUCACCUGCACAAAGAUGUGAUGAGUGGUGCACGCUUUGAAUGAGGCAAAUGCUAGGACCAGUGUAGAUAUGCGUCUGCAUUGCCCUCUACUUGAAUGAUAUAUUUCUUUGUGAUAUGCUUUAAUUUUUUGUUAAAGCUUCUAAUAUACUUUGCAAAAAUGUGGAAAAUACAAUACUAUGUAUAAAUCUAUGAUAAGACCACACCACUAGAUGUUUUAAGAUUUUGUCUUCUUCUUCUUUUGCUUUUUAUUGGAUGUAGCCAGUUGCUCUGCUAGCCUUUUUUUUUUUUUCCUCAGACAGUUUGCUUUUAUUUGGUUGAAUGUGGAAGCUCUUAACAUACAAGAUUUGAAGCCUCAAAACUUCUUAUGGCUUUUCCCUUAAGUUCCAUAAUCAAACUCAUC